CUGGUGAUAGUGUAACGGACGGCGUCGAAUUACCACGUAGCGUCCCGACGUUAGGUGAAAGCUCGUCGUCGUGCGCAAUUUCGUGCUACAGGUGAUACACCGGAAACACCUAGAAAUGGGACUAGCGAUGGUGAAAAAUGGUGGAAAUAUUUAAAAACCUGCGCUAAUUUAACGAUACCAACAUGACGACCGAAGCGGCGGAUUUUUCCAACGACACAUUCUACUUCUACACGACUCCCGUGUGCAACUGCUCGAAUUGGACUAAAAUCGAUGCGCUGGAUCAAAAGGAAGAGAGUAACUGGUGGGCUUUGUCCGCCUUGGGCUUAGUGGUAGGCACCGCCGCCGGGAAUAUUCUAGUCUGUUUGGCUAUUUGCUGGGAAAGGAGGCUCCAAAACGUCACCAACUAUUUUCUCAUGUCUUUAGCCAUAACUGAUCUAAUGGUGGCUAUUUUGGUCAUGCCCCUCGGGAUCUACACCCUGUUUCGGGGGGGUUUCACUCUACCGACCAUUUACUGCCUGACGUGGAUUUGCCUGGACGUCCUUUUCUGCACGGCCUCCAUUAUGCAUCUAUGUACAAUCAGCGUGGAUCGAUAUCUAUCGCUCAGAUACCCAAUGAAAUUCGGUCGAAACAAAUCGAGAAGGAGGGUCAUCCUGAAAAUCGUCUUCGUAUGGUUGCUAUCUAUAGCAAUGAGUCUACCGCUUAGCUUGAUGUACUCAAAAGAUCAGGGCUCCUUAAUAAUUGAUGGGAUCUGCCAAAUUCCGGAUCCGCUUUACAAGUUCAUCGGAUCGAUUAUAUGUUUUUAUAUACCGCUGUUGGUGAUGUUAGUCACGUAUGCACUUACAGUGAGACUGCUCGCUAAUCAAAAACAAAGUUUGGGCACGCCGGACUGGUCGAAUAAUUGGAUAGGAGGCGCGGGAGCGACAACUACUGCGCUAGAGCGGAAGUGCACGUGGCGCCGGUUUCUGAAUCCCCCGAAACCGGGCUCCAGGCUAUCGACGCCCCAGCACGCCCAUUCGGCAACCUCCACGGACACCGAGCUGACCACGCUGGACACCCACGAGCUGUGGAUACAGGAGUCCGAGCCGAAGCCUUGCACCAUGUCGGCGCUGGGCCAGUUCGGCGCCGAGAUGCUGAAGCUGUCCAGGGGACUGGAGGCGGCGUCCAACAGCUUCACCAGCACGCCGGAGAAAAGCAACGCCCGGCUGUCCCCGAAGGACAACUCCUUCAAGCGCGACUCUUCGAACAGAAGUAUCGAAACGCUAACCGAUUCGAAUUCAUCUAUACUGAGCACCGAACUUUCCCCAUGGCAGUUUAGACGACGCAGAGCCUCCACAUUCCACGAGGGCGACACCAAGGACGAGUACCCGUCGCCCAAAUGGCGCAAGCGCAGGGCCAGCUACCAAGACAACCGCCAUCCGAGCAACUUUUCCAUCGCGGAAAACAAGAACGAACCCGCCGAGAGCGAGUACCCUCUGCCGCCGCCUUGCACCUGCCCGUACUUCGGCAACAAACCCGACAAAUCACCUACUCCUUCUGAUUUGAAAGUAACGCCCGGUGGUUCCCUGCGAUCGUCACCUACUCCCUUGAACGCCGAGAACAUGCACCUGUUGAACGUUUCUCCGGCGAAGAAGUCUUCAUUGGCGAGGAACAGGGGCAACAGCGGGGAGUCUUCGCCGAAUAAUGCUGUCGUUACUUGGGAACCCAGAAGAAGCCAUCGAAGAGGUUCGAGUUUCGGUACGACUAAAACCUCGAUUCUGUGCACUUCGUUGGCGAGUACGCACAGAACUCCGCUGCUGCUGCGCCGAUCGGCCACUCUGCGCCACAACGGGCACAGCACCAGCAGCGGCUUGGCGAAUAAGAAGAACCCGUCGUCGCCCUGUUUGCUCCAAAGGUACAAUUACAACAGUUCGGGGGCCAGGAGCAUCAGGUCGCACCACAGCAGGAACUCGAGCGUUAUUUCGCGGAAUUCCUCCAGGCACGGUAGAAUUAUCCGCCUGGAGCAGAAGGCCACGAAGGUUCUGGGAGUCGUGUUUUUCACGUUCGUUAUCUUAUGGGCGCCUUUUUUCAUACUAAAUUUAGUGCCGAUGUUCUGCUCGGAGUGCGAUAAAAAUAUGGAGAACUGGAUGGUGCAAUUGGUAACUUGGCUGGGAUACGCCAGUUCCAUGGUGAAUCCAAUUUUUUACACGAUAUUCAAUAAGGUGUUCAGGCAGGCGUUCAAGAAAGUUUUGUUGUGCCGUUACAGGAAAACUACCUGGAGGCCGCACAGAUGACAAGUAAAGAUCAAGCAAACUAGAGUGACAACGUGUGUUGAUCUCUUGUAAUAAGUUUGCUAGUUUUAAACUUAUUUAUUGCUCUUUGUUGUAGCGAUAGGGAUGUUUCUUCAGCUCAUAUCAUUAUUUUGUAUCUUUAUAAUGAAAGUUUGACUACCUUAGAAUAAGGAAAAUAAUGCUAAGCAAUCAAAGAUCCGAUACAUUCUAAAAUUCAAUUGAAUAUCUCUCUCGCUACGUAUUAGCAUAAAAAAGCACCAGUCGGCAAACUUAUAAUAUAUCAGAACCUUAAUAUCACAAAUAAAUAUGAUCUCCAGAUAAUAGUAUUAUCAAAAACAUAGUAGAUAGUGUUAGAAAUAUUAUUUUUAUGACACGUAAAUUAAAUUGCAUUCUUUGAAGACUGAAUUAUUUUGCACAUAUUUUGUAUACAUUUGUAUUAUAAAUGAAAAAAGGAAUACUGAUUUCAAUAUGAAAUAAAAGAUACAAGUAUAAACAAUCUUUCGUAUAAAUUUUUUGAUCAAUCAUGAUCAUCAACAUAUUUUUCACAUUUGCUGGUUAUUUAUUUCAAAUUAUAUACGUAGGAACAUAACAUAGUACAUAUAUUAAACAUAGCUUCCAAUAUUACUGUCAUUCUAAGAAAAUGUUAUUGGUCUUUUUUUAUAAUUUCAGAAAUUUUAUUGCCAGCAAUACCCAUUAUUUUGACAUAUCACAAUAAAUCACUAAAAUUAGUAUUUUCAGAUAAAUGUUUGUAUAAUUAAAUCUAUGCUUGACUCUUGAAGUUUUAUUAACUGUCUAAAAUAUCUUCAAGACUUGAGGCCAAUUUGUGUUAUUUACUGAAUGUUCCCUGCAUGUUGAAUAGUUCGCUAAUAAAAUUAAUCUUAUUGGUGCCAAAGAGUUAUUAAAUUGUUGGAAUACUGUUCUGAAUGAAACUAUUAUUUGUAAGUAUGUAUAUGGAUUUAAAGCGAUCAUACAGGGUGUUUCAGAAAGACAGGUAGAGUAUUAAAUGUGUAAUAUAAGGUGGUUGAAACAAAUUGAAUUUGCAUGAUCACACGUCGUUUAGUUAAAAAGUAUCUAUAGAAAAAUCUCAAGUAACUAUGUUGUCUUUUUCAAACUGUUUAUUUUUAGAAUAUUUUUAGGAAAAAAUAUGGUAAAUUAUUGUUGGUAGGUACGUAGGUAACUUAUGUAUAUAAAGC
Molecule: messenger RNA, 3460 nt
Organism: Phyllotreta striolata
Lineage: Eukaryota; Metazoa; Arthropoda; Insecta; Coleoptera; Chrysomelidae
Source: the annotation of a GenBank genome assembly